AUGGUGGACCAGACAGAGGCACUUAUGAUAUGCAAACAAAAAAUCUGUACACUUUCAUCUGUACACGCCAACAUUACUGGAAAUUUUUAAUUAUCUUCAUUUGCUCUUUUGGAAAAGAGACAGAGAAUGAGGAAAGGCUUCACAUUCUCUUUUAAAUCUAUUUUAGAGUUUAAAACAUUUCAAUUUCCUGUUUAUUAGUAGGCAUGUUUACAACUGCUUUUACUCUCAUGGAUGAGGAGCAAUGGGAGGCUUGCCCAUCGACCGCAAAUCCGGUGGAAUCUAUUAAUAGAGAGUCUCUGCCAAAGGAUGGCACGCAGAAGAGCCUGGUUGAGGUGCUUAGUCAUCUCUACCGCGUCGAUAAAGUAUAUGUUGCAAAAAAGGUGGCUGCAACAAGCAACGUCUCUACCUCGUAUAGAGAUCAGACAGAGAGUAGUUAA
Messenger RNA from Porites lobata, 437 nucleotides. The record is from the annotation of a GenBank genome assembly. NCBI's taxonomy places the organism in Eukaryota, Metazoa, Cnidaria, Anthozoa, Scleractinia, Poritidae.